This is a messenger RNA of Humulus lupulus (European hop), 846 nucleotides long. RefSeq lists its product as uncharacterized. Gene Ontology annotation, molecular function: zinc ion binding; nucleic acid binding. The record is from RefSeq and is a predicted model, not a curated record. The transcript has a single exon. The coding region runs from base 1 to 846 and encodes 281 amino acids. Lineage: Eukaryota; Viridiplantae; Streptophyta; Magnoliopsida; Rosales; Cannabaceae.
AUGCCGACACAGUGGCUCCAAGUAGCAAUUCUCUAUAACCAGCUUGGGCUGGAUAGAUGGAAGCCCGUAACAAACAGCUCUGGGUGGACGAUUGACACGUGGCAGAUCGAAUUAGGCCCUUCUCUAGCUCGCCGAAGUGCGCGGAUAUUUAGGGCGUACAAUAACCAUUUCAUGAAAGGUGGUCCAAGUCAGAGGAAUAGUGACAGGAAGCGGCCUAACAACAACUACAAGAGAGGAAAGGAUCAAUCCCAAGAAAAGCCAGGAUUUCCUCAAUGUCCAAAAUGUAACAAAUAUCAUCCUGGUGAAUGUCGGGUUGGGACUAACACUUGUUACAUAUGUGGGAAGCUGGGGCACUUUGCAAGGGAAUGUUCCAGCCGUAACGAACAGUAUAAAGGAGGAGAAGAAAAGAAAACAAAUCCCAUAGUCUUUGCUUUGACUCGGGAAGAAGCGAAAGCAAGUCCAUCCACAAUAAUCUCAGGUCACCUCCUUUUCAAUAACAUCCCUGCAUCAGUAUUAGUUGAUUCUAGAGCUACACACUCAUUCGCAUCAGUGCAUUUUGUUGGUAGAUUGAAUGGAUUACCUGUUAAGAUGGAUACAAUUUUUAGUAUAGCACUGCCCUCUGGGGAAGUGCUAUACUCAACUCAUUGGUAUAAGACUAAACCAAUUACAAUCAAUGAUAGGGAGCUAUAUGUUAACCUGAUCAUUAUCGACAUGAAGGACUAUGACGUCAUUUUAGGAAUGGAUUUCCUAACAACGUAUAACGCUAUAAUCAACUGUAGUAAGAAAGAAGUCAUUUUUGCACCGGUAGGAGAAGACGAAGUUCAUUUUUGGGGGAAAGUGAAAUGA